This is a messenger RNA of Prunus armeniaca (apricot), 324 nucleotides long. NCBI's taxonomy places the organism in Eukaryota, Viridiplantae, Streptophyta, Magnoliopsida, Rosales, Rosaceae. The record is from the annotation of a GenBank genome assembly.
AUGUCAAAACCGUUUGGUAGUGAUGGUGAUGAAGGUGGAGUUAGUGGUUGUGGUAGUGGUGGUGGUGGUAGUGGCAGCAUGGUGGUGGUUGUGGUGUUGGUUGUGGAGGUGGUAGUGGAUGUGGAGGUUUUGGAGGAUGAGGUGGUGGAGGUGGAGGAGGUGGUGGUUGUGGUGGUGGUGGCGGAGGAUGAGAAGGAGAAGGAUGUGGUGGUGGUGGUGGUAGUGAAUGUGGUGGUGCAAGUGGUGGAGUUGGAUGUGGAAGUGGAGGUGGUGUCAUUUUUUAAAAUGAAUGAUGGUAUUUUGGGAAUUAAAAAAAUUCAUUAA